This is a messenger RNA of Sardina pilchardus (European sardine), 6427 nucleotides long. RefSeq names its product ATP-binding cassette sub-family C member 12-like. Gene Ontology annotation, cellular component: membrane. Gene Ontology annotation, biological process: transmembrane transport. The transcript is spliced from 29 exons. Bases 421 to 4275 code for a protein of 1284 amino acids. The record is from RefSeq and is a predicted model, not a curated record. NCBI's taxonomy places the organism in Eukaryota, Metazoa, Chordata, Actinopteri, Clupeiformes, Clupeidae. Gene Ontology annotation, molecular function: ATP binding; ABC-type transporter activity; ATP hydrolysis activity.
GGCUACGGUCUCGGAGCGUACAGUGCUUCUGUCACUCGCAUGAUGAUGAUCAGUGAUGGUGUCGUGAAAUUAUGGACCGUUAGACAAUGAAAACAAAGAAAUCUCGAUCAAGAUACACAUGGUUGGCUACAAUGUGGUGUUAUCAAAGGCGGAGGCACAAUAGAGGCUACAGUAGGUAGAGCUCGACGCAUGUGCGCAUCUGCGAGUGAGUCCGCAACCUGCAGUGCUGCAGAUUAUCCGAUAAUCUACAGUAUUCAGCCUACAACGUUGUGGAUUCCAACGGCAGCCUUUAAACAACAACCAGAGAAUUGAAGCGGUGUUGGUUCAGUGAUUCCUGGUUGAUCCUGGCAAAGGAGCUGAUCCUUCAGUCGGGGAACCCGUGGACGACAAUCUCCCAACCACCGUGCCACCACUUCUACCAUGUUCCCAUUCUGCAUGCCAUCAGGGUCGCACCCUCUGGACAAUGCAGGGCUCUUCUCUUUCGCCUCCUUCUCCUGGCUGACGCCCAUCAUGUGGAGGAUCUCCCGCAACAGUCUGGACCAAAGCUCUCUGUUCCUCUCGCCUCACGACGGAGCCAGGACCAAUGGGGACAGGCUAGAGGAGUUGUGGGAGGCGGAGGUGUCUCGUGUGGGACUACAGAAGGCGUCUCUGGUGAAGGUGGUGCUGCUCUUCCAGAGGACCCGUCUCAUGCUCAGUGUCAUGUCCUCCUUCCUCCUGACGGGGGCGCUCUUCUUGGGGCCGGCUGUGUUGGUGUAUAAGAUCCUGAGCUAUGCAGAGACUCCAGGUCAGUACUCCUUGAGCUACGGUUUGGGGAUGUGCUUUGCCCUGUUCUGUUCUGAGAUCAGCAGAACCUUCCUGUAUUCAUUGACAUGGGCCAUCAGCCUGCGCACGGCCACGCGCGUUAAAGGGGCCUUCUCCAUGCUCGCCUUCAGGAAGAUCAUCAGCAUGCGCAUCAUCACCACCGUGUCUGUGGGACAGAUCCUUAACGUGUUGACGGUGGAUAGCAGCCGGAUGUUUGAGGCGGUGGUGUACGGCUCCUACAUGCUGUCUGGCGUGCUGUUGGCACUGCUACUCUGCAUCUCGUACGCCUGCUACAUCCUGGGAUACACCGCCCUCAUCGGAGUCUCCAUCUACCUGGGCUUCAUCCCCAUACAGUUUUGUACUGCCAAGGUGAUAAAUGUCUUUCGGAGGAAGGCUGUCACGGUAACAGACAGCCGAGUGCGCACCAUGAACGAGGUUCUCACCUGCAUCAAGCUCAUCAAGAUGUACGCCUGGGAAGAGUCCUUUGAGAAGAAGAUCACAGAGAUCCGUAAGAAAGAGAAGAGUCUUCUCCAGAGGGCAGGUUAUGUGCAGAGUGUGAACACUGCGAACACGGCCAUCGUUCCCGCCCUGGCCACCAUCCUCACGUUUAUCACACACACACUCCUCGGACUCCCCCUGGACCCCUCCACGGCUUUCACCAUCAUGGCUGUCUUUAACACAAUGAACUUCUAUUUGGCCUUCAUGCCCUACUUUAUCAAAUGUCUAGCUGAAGGCAUUGUGUCCCUUUCAAGACUCAAGAAGCUGAUGUUGCUGCAGAACCCUGAGUCCUAUCUGACCCAGAGGAAGGGGCUGGGGGCGGCUCUGCUGAUGGAGAACGCCUCCUUCUCCUGGAAGUCACCUGACAGCUCACCUGAGAGUACAAACAACGACACACACACUGAAGAGAACAAACCCACCCUCAGGAACAUCAGCUUCACCCUGCCCAAGGGAAACCUGCUUGGAGUUUGUGGAAAUGUGGGCAGUGGAAAAACGUCACUCAUAUCCAGUGUCCUAGAACAGAUGCACCUGCUGAAGGGGUCUGUGAUAGCAGACGGGACGUUUGCCUACGUUUCCCAGCAGGCCUGGAUCUUCCACGGAUCCGUGAGGGACAACAUCCUCAUGGGACAGCCUUUCAACCAGAAAAGGUAUAAUGACGUCAUCAAGGUAUGCUCUCUCAAGGCAGACUUGGCCAUACUCUGCUACGGUGAUGAAACUGAGAUUGGUGAGCGUGGGCUGAACCUGUCGGGCGGUCAGAAGCAGCGGAUCAGUCUGGCCCGAGCGGUCUACUCGGACCGGGACAUCUACCUGCUGGACGACCCGCUGUCUGCAGUGGACGCUCACGUGGGCAAACACAUCUUUGAGGAGUGUGUGAAGAAAGCCCUGAAGGGCAAGUCUGUCAUCCUGGUCACCCAUCAGCUACAGUACCUGGAGUUCUGUGACGACGUGCUGCUCCUUGAGAACGGUGACAUUAAGGAGGCGGGGACACACACGUCUCUGAUGAAGGCUCAGGGUCGCUACGCUCAGCUCAUCAACAACUUCCAGCUGGAGCAGACGCAGGAGGAACGUAAGGAACCACCAGCUGACCCGCAGCAAAUUGAGGUUCUAGAGCUGUCUGCAGACAAACAAGAGAACAGCGGAGUCAACCCUGAGCUCCAACAGCUGGUCAAACAGGAGGUCACGCAAGAGGGAUCAGUGACUUGGCAGACAUACCACCAGUACUGCAAAGCUGCCGGAGGUUAUAUCCUGAUCUUCUUCAUCAUGCUGAGUUUUUUUCUGCUGGUGGGGAUGACGGCCUUCAGCAACAUGUGGCUAAGCCACUGGAUAGAACAAGGAUCAGGGAACUGGACGAACUCCUCUGUUGAGGGGGCUUCAGCAGGAGACGUGUCGCUGAACCCUGACCUCCACUACUACCACAAGGUCUACGGCCUCUGUGUGGUCGCCAUGGUUACCUUCAGCCUCAUCAAGGGCUUCUCCUUCACCAAGGUGACCAUACACGCCUCCUCCAAACUCCACGACACCAUGUUCCAUAAGAUCCUGUUCAGUCCGAUGAGCUUCUUUGACACGACGCCCACGGGCCGCAUGGUGAACCGCUUCUCCAAGGACCAGGACGAGCUGGACACGGCGCUGCCCCUGAACAUGGACAGCCUGCUGCAGUGCUACCUCAUGAUCUCCUUCACCCUCGUCAUCAUCGCCACCGCCUUCCCCUACAUGCUCUGCGUCCUCGCCGCGCUCGCACCUGUCUUCGCCCUCAUCUUCUAUAUGUCCCAGCAGAGCAUCCGUAAGCUGAAGCGUUUGGAGAACGUGAGCCGUUCACCGUGGAUCUCUCUCACUACCUCAGUCAUCCAGGGCCUCAGCACUAUACACGCCUACGACAAGAGAGAGCAGUAUAUCGAGCAAUUCGAACACAUGGUGGACACCAAUUCGAACCACUUCCUGCUGUUUCAGUGUGGCAUGCGCUGGCUUUAUUUCCGGUUGAGCUUAAUGUCUUCCUCCGUCAUCCUGAUGGUGGCGCUGUUCGUGGUGCUUAGUCCAGGCACCAUCAGCCCCUCCAUGAAGGGCCUGGCCCUCUCCUACACCAUAGAGCUCACCGUACUGCUGUUCUAUAUGGUGACGCUGUCUUCAGAAGUAGAGGCCAGAUUCACCUCCGCCGAGAGGCAGCUGGAGUACAUCACGGGUUGUGUAUCUGAAGCUCCUCGACUGGUGAAGGGGGUUCAUAUUCCGGAAGGUUGGCCCCAACAAGGUUCCAUCACCUUCAAGGACUACAGCAUGCGUUACCGUGACAACACGCCCAUCGUGCUCAAUAGUCUACACCUCACCAUCAAGCCCAAAGAGAAGCUCGGCAUUGUGGGAAGGACUGGAUCUGGUAAGUCGUCUCUGGGCGUGGCAUUGUUCCGCCUGUCUGAGCCAGCAGGGGGCACUGUGCUGAUAGAUGAUGUGAACACCAGUUCCAUCGGCCUGCAGGACCUCAGGAGUCAGCUGUCCGUCAUCCCACAGGACCCAGUGCUCUUCAUAGGAACAGUCAGGCAUAACCUAGACCCGUUUGAUAAGUACAGCGAUGAGGAGAUCUGGCAUGCGGUGGAGAGGACCUACAUGAAGCCCACAAUCUCAAAGCUCCCUGAGGGUCUAGGGGCUCCAGUGGUGGAAAAUGGAGAAAACUUCUCAGUGGGGGAGAGACAGCUGCUGUGUAUGGCCAGAGCACUGCUGAGGAACUCUAGAAUCAUCUUGCUGGAUGAGGCCACAGCCUCUAUUGACUCAGAGACGGACUCUCUGGUGCAGCAGACCAUCCGGGAGGCCUUCAGGGACUGCACUGUCCUGACCAUCGCCCACCGCAUCAACACCGUCCUGCAGAGUGACCGCAUCCUCGUCAUGGACAAUGGACAGGUGGCAGAGCUGGACCCCCCACAGGUUCUGUUGCAGCGGCCAAACUCUCUCUUCUCCUCCCUGCUGGCAGCAGCCAACCAAGUCAACACGUGAUGAAGGACACACACACACACACACACACACACACACACACACACACACACACGCAGACACACACACACUUCUUCAGAUCCAUCUGCAUAUUGACUGCACCCUGUAAUGUUUUUGAAUGUCUUUCAAUUAUUCUAUUUUAUGUACUUUACAUAUUCAUUUUGCCCAUUGCUUACACAUUAGUGUUGUCCCAAUUCCAAAAUUACAAUACAAUACAAUACCUGCCAUAAAUAUCCCGCAGAAAUCUUAAAAUAUCUGGAAACGAGGAUGCAGAUGUUGAAUUUGUGCACUUUUGUAGUGUGCAGGUCAAUUCUGGGUUUUAAUCAACUCUAUUAUUUGUAUAGUGUAAGUCCUAUAUUUUUUGUUAUAGUUGAUUUUCAUUGUGUGUUGUGUUAUGACAACACAUUACCUUUAAAUAGCCAAAUUAGGCUAGAUCAAGGUCAGUGUUCAAAUGACUAUAUGCAAAUCACUCAAUGCUAUGCAGAAUUGCUGCUAGGCCAUCUGAUGUAGGCUACCCUCGGGUGUUUUUGGGAUAUGGGAUAUGGGGGGGAGAAGAUAUUCACACACCGUCUUCUUUGCUCCCAGCGUGAUUUAAUAAGUAUGUUUCAACCACUCAGGUCAGGUACACCAUUACCUGUUGCAAUACGUGUGUGUGUGCAUUCAUACAUUAUGUCUAUACAUUCAUAGUUAACACUAUUUGCUACCACAUUUAGCCUAAGCCACUGUUAUUGUCAGGACUCCACACACUUCAGUGCUGUGCUGUGCUGUGGGCUUUAAGGAGCGCAUUUCCUGUAGCCUAUCCUACAUCUUGGAGAUAAUUAUUGAACAAAUUGCAGUCUAUAUGACAAACAUUACCAGUACUGACAGAAUAUUAAAAAGAUUGUUUGCAAGUUAUGGUUAAGCUACAGUAUACUGGCAUGAACAUUGGGCUUUCAUCGUGUUAGCACACUAUGAUCACAGUCGUUAUGUCUCGUCAAAAUUCACUGAUGAAGGAAGGUUCACUUUAGAAUAAAUCACACUUGGUUCUCUUAGGCUAUAGGCCUAGCCAGUAACUGAGAUGAACUGUGCACUGAUCAUGCAGUGGUGUUUUCUAUAGCCUUCAACUUUCCGUUAACCUGUCGCUCUUUGAACUCGUUGGGAUAUGUCUGAGGUGCUUAGCCAAGUUCUAUGCGUAGCCUACUUCCCCUUGAAUGGCUUUAUUUUACUGAAGAGCCUCGGUGCUAGCCUGGCUUCACCCUCCUCUGGACUUCCGCUCAGUUUUCAUUUCCCUGGAGUACAUUGUCUGGUUCUGUGGUAUGUUCGUGGAUUUUCUCUGGCCAAAAGUGUGCAGGUACAAUCACCGAACAGAGGGAGUAGCUGAGAACGAUGAUGUUGAGGUUGUGCGCUAGUUUGAGCAUGACGUACAGUAUGUCAAAACCAAACGUUAGCGAUUAGUUAUGGCAGGUCCAGAGUGGCUCUGAGCAGAUCCAAUAGUUUUAAACUUCAACCUGCAUUCAAGAAAGUUAACGCUUGGCAAUGGAAAGUGGUCAGACUCUCUGUACAUUAUGAAAUAUGUACGAGUUUGGUAGGAUUUUUUAUCCAUAAACUGAGGACUGUUGAUGUUUACUGCACACUUAGUCCCCCAGAGCUGAGUGGGAGCGGUCCACACAGACAAAGAACGCCAUUAUUUUGAUAUAGUAUCCAUUCUAAACACAUCAGAAAUCGUAUCUCUUUUUUUUGUUGUUUUUGUUGUUGUUUUUUUCUGUGAGGGCAUCGUGAUAUCUUUCUAUUGGUACACCGUGCAACACUAUUAUACAUAAUUUGCAGAAUAUGGAUGAUUAUGUCAAAACUCACACACAACGCAAUAAGUCAUAGCACAUGGAGAUGCAACAACUCACAUACAUGCACAUACAGUAUACUGUCAGUGAAACACUAAUCAAAACCGAACAAUCCUUUCAACAAAUCUGAUUAAUGCAACAAAACCAAACACACGUGCACCAGCUGAAUGACUCAGCAGCAGCACACUGAUGUGCUUCAUGCAAAACACUGUGAUCUUUACUGUCUGUAUUGUAUUUUUAUAUUGCCCUUUGGUGCGUUUAUUUGCUUUUGUAAAGCACAUGGAAUUGCCCCUGUAUGAAAUGCGCUGUAUAAAUAAACUUGCCUUGACUUGCCUUGC